This is a messenger RNA of Camelina sativa (false flax), 1390 nucleotides long. RefSeq lists its product as uncharacterized. The record is from RefSeq and is a predicted model, not a curated record. NCBI's taxonomy places the organism in Eukaryota, Viridiplantae, Streptophyta, Magnoliopsida, Brassicales, Brassicaceae.
AAUCAUCAUCUCAAAUGGGAAAACAAAAACAAAAAAAAAUCCCACCUUUUUUGUUUUGUUUACAAUUUAUACAACACACACACACACACAGAGACAAAUCAAAGAGAAGACGAUUGUGAAAAAGUAGAUAAAAAUCCAAACUUUGUUGAGAUAAGACGAUUGUGCAUAGCAGAGCCAGAGACAUGGUGUUCCGUGGCGACACAGUGAUGUCCGUAGCUCAUAUAUCGGCGGAGAUAUUUCAGCGGCUACGUUUGAUUCGGCCGUCGGAUCGAAUCAGCAGCGGCGAGAUGUUACAGCUCGUUUGUUGUUUCCCGCUUCAGCAAUUGGGUCGGUUCGUGUUUUGGUUCUGGAACUAUAUCUGUGUUCCACCUCCUGAGAUUUUGUAUUUUGAUGGUGGUCGUGAUGGUAACGACGAUGAUGAUGAUGGUUAUGGAUCAUCUUCUUCGUCUUCGAUCGCUACUCAUCAUCACAAUUACUAUCAUCUUCAUUUGGAGUGACGAAAGUUUCUAUUUUUUUCUGAUUUUGUUGAUUUGUAAAGUUUUCAUUUUUUUUAAUAUAUUUCUUACCCUUAUUGUAUAGAGAAAAGUUCAUGUUUUGAUUAUUGGGGUUUGAAGUUCUUGGGAUUGUUGGAUAUAAUCCGAGUCUGUUCUUUUAAUCCAUGUUUAUUUAUAGAAUCAGAGAGCAUUUUGGUGAUGCAUAUAUAGUUUUAGCUUUCAUCAUCUUAAAGGGAGUCAAAGGAGCUUGCUUUGAUUUAAUACUUGUUCAAAUCUUGCUCUAGAUUGAUGGAGAUUAUGUAAGCACAAUUCGAGUUUAUUCUGUUUUAGGGAAUGUGGGAAUAUUUGUUUGACCUAGGAAUGUUUAGUUAGUGGAAUUAGGAGGGUGAAGAUUAAGGAUUUUGGAGCUUAUCAUGAUGAAUUUUAGUUAGAAUCUUGGUCUUUUUGUCGAUGUAUUGUAUUUGUGAAGACAUAUAAGGUUACAGAGAGCAUAAUACCUUAGAUGUUAUCUAUGGUAUGCAUAUUCUAGUUUGGAUGAUUAAGUUCAAGUGUUAUCUUCUUCUUGUGGGGUUCUUCUAGAUCCUUUGUUGCAAUUGUGUGGAUAGUUUGCUCUGCUACAUAUUGCUCUACCAGAAAUGACGAGUGAGCUUGGGGGUAAAGCAAGAAGGUGUGAUCAUGAUGUGUUUUUGUCAGAGAUGAGACAUCAAAGUUUGAGAUCUCCUACUGAUUAGUUCUUCCUAGUCUUCUUCCUGCAAGGUUGGAGAAGUUUUCUGGAAUCCAUUUCAAAAUUUUCUUGUCAUUUUUUCUUUGGAUGUAAAACUCUUUGUUUAUGUAAAAGUUUAUAAGGUUUCCGAGUCUUCCAAGGUAUUUAAAUUGGGAAUUAAACUUGACUCUUA